Hypanus sabinus (Atlantic stingray) is the source of this 1296-nucleotide messenger RNA. RefSeq names its product ATPase H+ transporting V1 subunit D (gene atp6v1d). The transcript has 9 exons. Lineage: Eukaryota; Metazoa; Chordata; Chondrichthyes; Myliobatiformes; Dasyatidae. The record is from RefSeq and is a predicted model, not a curated record. The coding region runs from base 169 to 909 and encodes 246 amino acids. Gene Ontology annotation, cellular component: proton-transporting V-type ATPase complex. Gene Ontology annotation, molecular function: proton-transporting ATPase activity, rotational mechanism.
GGUGCGGAUGCCAGUGGAGCUGAAAUUUGGCUCAAAACUGCAAGGCGCUGCCCGCCCGGCCGAGCCUUCACUCGGGUGUCGUGGCUUGCUGAAGGUCAUUGGUAUUUCUUCAGCAGCGGCCGAUUCCCUUUCGUUCGCUUGUAGCUAGGUUGCUGUCAGAGAGCAAAAAUGUCGGGGAAGGAAAGGAUUGAAGUCUUUCCAUCGCGAAUGGCACAAACCAUAAUGAAAGCCAGGUUGAAAGGUGCGCAAACUGGUCGUAACUUACUGAAGAAAAAAUCUGAUGCACUUACACUCCGUUUCAGACAAAUCCUGAAAAAGAUCAUAGAGACCAAGACCUUAAUGGGUGAGGUAAUGAGGGAGGCAGCUUUUUCUUUAGCUGAAGCAAAAUUUACUGCUGGAGAUUUCAGUACUACUGUGAUCCAGAAUGUGAACAAGGCACAAGUCAAGGUCAGGGCCAAAAGGGAUAAUGUAGCAGGUGUUGUACUGCCAGUAUUUGAACAUUAUCAGGAAGGAGGAGACAGUUAUGAAUUGACUGGCUUGGCCAGAGGUGGAGAACAACUGGCUAAAUUGAAGAGGAAUUAUGCCAAAGCUGUGGAACUUCUGGUUGAACUGGCAUCAUUGCAGACUUCAUUUGUGACAUUGGAUGAAGCUAUUAAAAUCACUAAUAGACGUGUAAAUGCAAUUGAACAUGUGAUAAUUCCUCGUAUUGAACGCACUUUGUUGUAUAUCAUUACUGAGUUGGAUGAACGAGAAAGGGAGGAGUUCUACAGAUUGAAAAAGAUCCAGGAAAAGAAAAAACAAUUGAAGGAAAAGAGAGAAGAAGAACAGGAAGGUCGUAGACUAAACCAUGAUUAUGCACCAGCCAACCUACUUGAAGAUGAAAAGGAUGAGGACCUGCUCUUUGACUAGUGAAUUGCAUACCAGUUAUUGAAGUAGCAAGUACUGAGCUUAAGAUUUAAAUAGUGAUGUUUAUGUAUGUGUUCUAUUUAAAUACAGUGUUGAUUUGCAAACCCAAUUGCAUUAGUCAGGAGGAACCUGUUUUGCAAGUUCAUAAGUUUUUAUUUUAUGUAAGCAAAACAUCUGAUUCUUGCACAUUUAUUGUGCUGUAUGGUUAUAUAAUUAUUCACUGUUACCCUUUACAAUGUGCUAAUAAAACACAUUCCUUGCAAAAUAAGUUGAUUGAAUGGUUUGGAAAAAUCAGUGUUAAAAGGAUCAAAUGUUUUAUAUAUAUUUUGGUUCAUGUACUUUCAAAUUCUGUGAGCAAUCUCCGUAAAGAUAAUUAAAAUAAUACUGAAA